AUGUACCUCCGCAGGGCGGUCUCCAAGACGCUGGCGCUGCCUCUGCGGGCGCCCCCAGGCCCCGCGUCGCUCCGGAAGGACGCAUCUCUUCGCUGGAUGUCAUCUAACAAAUUCCCUGGAUCAUCUGGAUCAAAUAUGAUCUAUUAUCUGGUUGUAGGUGUCACAGUCAGUGCUGGUGGAUAUUAUACUUACAAGAGAAUCACAUCAGCGAAAGCCAAACACAGCGAUCAUAUAACGAAUUUGAAAGAAAAAAACAAAGCAGAGUUACAUCCACUUCCAGGUGAAAAAGAGAACCUUGUGGGUGCCGAGGAAGCCAGUUCAGAAGCCCCCGAAGUACCUUUAGUGGAAGCUCCGGUGGUGGAUGCUGCAGAGCUUCCCAGUGCUACAGUUGCAGUCAUAAAAGAGGCUUCCCCCUGUCCAGACAAUGCGGAGGCUGCUGCCGAGGAGACCACUGCCGCUGGUGCUGAAACUGGGUCAGAGGUGACAGAUGUGGGGACGGGAGAAACCACAGAGGUCAGCACUGAAACCACGUCAGAGGUUACCAGCGCAGUUCGGGAUGAAGCUGUUGCCAUCAAUAGUGAUAAAGGUACAACUGAGAACGAAAGCUGUGGUGAAUAUGCUGAACUAGAAGAAAAUUCUCCAGUUGAGUCAGAAUCCUCUGCUGGGGCUGAUUUACAGGAAGAAGCCAGUGUUCGUUCUGAGGCCGCCUCAGCCCAAGGCUAA
This is a messenger RNA of Lipotes vexillifer (Yangtze River dolphin), 723 nucleotides long. It is a transcript of the gene MGARP, whose product is annotated as mitochondria localized glutamic acid rich protein. Gene Ontology annotation, biological process: anterograde axonal transport. The transcript has 4 exons. Bases 1 to 723 code for a protein of 240 amino acids. Gene Ontology annotation, cellular component: mitochondrion; mitochondrial outer membrane. The record is from RefSeq and is a predicted model, not a curated record. Lineage: Eukaryota; Metazoa; Chordata; Mammalia; Artiodactyla; Lipotidae.